This is a messenger RNA of Paramecium tetraurelia, 2466 nucleotides long. RefSeq lists its product as uncharacterized. Lineage: Eukaryota; Ciliophora; Oligohymenophorea; Peniculida; Parameciidae. The transcript is spliced from 14 exons. Gene Ontology annotation, molecular function: protein binding. The record is from RefSeq and is a predicted model, not a curated record.
AUGUAAUCAAAUAACACUCAAUAAUCAUAAAGAGAACACAAGCAUUGCAUAAAAGAGCAAAAGAUUUAAGAAUUAUUUUAAGCAACCCUCGUAAACUCUAAUAAUAUUCUUUUUCCUUAGAUUAAGCUAAAAGAGCAAUCGACUUAGGAUGCUUUAUAAAUUAUAAAUGAUUUCUUACAUCUUUUCCCUUCAAAUAGCUAAGCAUUAACUAUCAGAGGUUCUUUUAAUUUUCUAACUUAAGGGGAGUUAUUCUUAAAAGAAAAUUUAAAUGAUUAAGCAUUAAAUGAUUUAAAUUAAGCUAUUGAAUUGGGGUCAUUGAAUGAAGUAACACUUUACAACCGAGGUAAAAUAGUUUUAAUUAAAUCAGCCACUGUAUUUUAGAGAAAGAAAAUGUUUUAAGAAUCAUAAGAAGAUUGUGAAAAAGCCAUACAAAUUAAUCCUAAUUAUGGAUUAGCUUACAUGAGAAUAGGAAACCUAAAGCAUGAAUAAGGAUAGGUUUAUGAGGCUUUGAAAUACUACAAUAAGGCAAUAGAAGUGGAUGAAAAAUGUUGUUAUGCUUAUAUAAAGAGAGGGGAAAUAUGUAUUCAAAUAGGCUAAAAAUAAUAGGCACUCAAGGAUUAUACGACUGUUAUUUAAAUUGAUCCUAAGAAUGCUGAAUUUUAUUAUAAUAGAGGAGUUUUAAAUCAUGAUAUGGGGAAUGUUGAAUCAGCACUACUUGAUUAUAAUAAAGCCAUAGAAUUGGACCCCAUGGAUCCUAAAUUCCAUUUUCAUAGAGGAAUUCAAAAUAAUGAGAUGGGGAAUAAAGAAUAGGCACUCUUAGAUUAUAACUAGGUUAUUCUAUUGGAUCCUACCCAUUCUAGAACCUACUGUAAUAGAGGUUUUUUAAAUCUAUAUAAAAUAGGAAUUGUUCAGAAAAAUAUUGGAAAUAAAGAUUAGGCAGUCGUUGAUUUUAAUAAAGCUAUAUAGUUAGAUCCUUCAAGCUCAAUGUUUUAUUAUAAUAGAGGAGUUAUUUAUUACGAAAUGAAAAAUUAUGAUUAGGCGCUCUUAGAUUAUGACAAAGCUAUUGAAUUAGAUGCUACAGAUCCUAAAAUUUAUUAUAAUAGGGGAAUUCUCUAUUAAGAUAUAGGGAAUAUAUAACAGGCACUCCUAAAUUAUACUCAGGCAAUUCAUUUGGAUCCUAUGAAUCCCAAAUAUUAUUAUAACAGAGGUAAUAAUAAUAUUUAUGGGUUAGGAAAUUUGUAUGGUGAGAUGGGAAAUAAAGAUUUAGCACUUUUAGAUUAUGACAAAGUAAUUCAAUUAAAUCCAAAUGAUGAGAAAGCCUAUUGUAACAGAGGAAUUCUACAUAAGGAUAUGGGUAAUCAAGAAAAAGCACUUCUUGAUUAUAAUUAGGCAUUAAUUUUAAAUCCCAUGGAAGCUAUAACCUAUAUCAACAGAGGUAUCUUAAGGUUCAUAAAAGGAAUUCUAAAUAAUUUCAUGGGAAACAAAGAAAAAUCAUUGAUUGAUUAUAACAAAUCUAUUGAACUGGACCCUCUAAAUAGUUUUGCUUAUAUUAAUAGAGUAGGAUUAUUAUAUGAUGAAUUGGGGAAAAAAGAAUUUGCACUUGUAGAUUAUAACAAUGCAAUUUUUUUGGAUUCAAAAAAUUCUAAAUUUUAUUAUAAAAGAGGGGUACUUUAUGAAAGUUUGGGAAAUAAAGAAUAAGCACUUUUAGAUUUAUCAAUUUCCAUUCAAUUGGAUUCUAAGUAUGCUCUUGCCUAUAUGAGCAGGGGAUCUAUUUAUUUCGAAAUUGGAAAUAAAUAAUUUGCGCUUGAUGAUUAUAGCCUGGCUAUUUAAUUAGAUCCAUUGAAAGCUAUUAAUUAUUAUAAUAGAGGUGUCCUAUACCAUGAAUUGGGAAAUAAUGAGUAAGCAAUCCUCGAUUUCAGUAUGGCUAUUAAAUUGGAUCCAAAUGACGUUAGGUCUUAUUGUAAUAGAGGAGUAAUAUAUAUCAAUAGGGGUUAAUAUAACUUUGGACUUAGUGAUUAUCUUAGAGCAAAUCAUUUGUAACCAGAUAAUCCUUUUAUAUCUUAAGUUUUAGAAUAACUUUAUUCUUUAUAACAAAACUAACCAAAUAGCACAGAUUUUUGUCAGAUUACAAAAUAAAAAAAUUAAUCUGUAGAACAUAUAAUGGAUAUCUAAGAAAUUGAAAAUAAUAUUAAAUUAUUAAGAUUAGAAAUUUCAUCCUUAGCGCAACCUUUGUAGGAUUAAUAAAUCUUAGAAAAAAUUUAAGAGAGUGUAAGUAUGAUUGAGAAAGAGCUCUAAGUAACAUAAUUAAUGGAUUAAUCAGAGUCAUUAGAGAUAUCGCAAAAAACAGAAGAAUUAAAAUAAAUUCAAGAAAAAAUUAUAAAACUCAAACAAGAAUUGCCUUCAUUACAUUAAAUAAAAUAAAUAAUUAUAAAAGGAUAAUGGUCAAAUAAAUAAAAUUAUGUCUGA